Molecule: messenger RNA, 537 nt
Organism: Saccharomycopsis crataegensis
Lineage: Eukaryota; Fungi; Ascomycota; Saccharomycetes; Ascoideales; Saccharomycopsidaceae
Gene: OCA6
Product: protein-tyrosine-phosphatase
Exons: 1
Coding region: 1-537 (178 amino acids)
Biological process (GO): protein dephosphorylation
Molecular function (GO): phosphatase activity
Source: RefSeq, a predicted model, not a curated record
AUGGACCAGUCACAACCAAAAACCCCACUAGCAUUGAUCCCCCCGCUACGAUUCUCGACAAUCCACCCCAAUAUCCACCGAGGGUCGUAUCCUCGCAAGGAGAACUACCGAUUUCUUCGGCGAUACAAAAUCAAAACCAUAAUCUCAUUGACCCCCAACCCCAUCACUCGUGAUACCGAUGCUCCGUUGCUCGAGUUUCUCCAAAAGGAAAAUAUCAAAUUGAUUCAUAUCGAAGUAGGCAAGGGCGGCAAGGGCAAAAAGCGACGGGUGCCGUUGACUCACGAUAUGGUGAUUGGGGUGAUCGAGGCGAUGAUCGAUGCCAAUAAUGGUCCAGUGUACAUGCACUGUCUUAACGGAUGUCAUGUUACGUCGUUGGUGGUGGCGUGUUUCCGAUGCUUGUUGAUGUGGACAAAGGCAUCGAUAUUCAGUGAGUUCAUAUCGUAUUCUGAUACCAUCAACGUUGCCGACCGGACGUUCGUCGACAGUUUUGAAGGAGGAGAGUUGUUAAAUAACCAGUAUUUUGAUCGGUUGCAGUGA